AUGUCGCUUUCAAUCUCGAGUAACGCGCUUCCGAGUAGCACAGUUUUACCAGAUACUGUCGCGCUUCCGAAUGGUAUGGAAAUAAAAGAAUCAAUAAAAACGUCUUACAAUUUCAGUAUUCAGUGCAACACUACUCUUUCAGACGGCAUUGUUAUUCCUAUCUUGUCUCCAGAGUGUAGUUUCCAUGGCUUGACGUCGAGAAAAGGCAGCAGCGGAGGAGGAGGCCAUGCCAGCAGCGGAGGAGGCCAUGCUAGCAGUGGUAGCAGUGGUAGCAGUGGUAGCAGUGGAAGCAGUGGUAGCAGUGGUAGCAGUGGUAGCAGUGGUAGCAGUGGCAGCAGUGGCAGCAGUGGCAGCAGUGGCAGCAGUGGUAGCAGUGGUAGCAGUGGUAGCAGCAGUGAUGGGAAAAGUAAUACUGGUAGCAGCAGCGAUAGCAGCAAUGGCAAAGGAAAUAGUGGUACCAACGGAGCCUCAAAUGGAAACGCUGGUGGAACUGGUUCUGGGUCCACCUCUGCUAAUGGUGGCUACGGUGGUUACGCUGGUUAUGGCGGUUAUCCAGGCUAUUAUGGCUAUGGAUAUCAUGGAUACCGAAACGGCACCACUUCUUCUCCUUCUGCUAGCCAAAAUAGCGCCCUCCACCUGAAACCAAGCUGGUCUCACACUGUAAUUGCACUGCUUCUAUUGAGUGCGUUUGUGCCAUCCUGCUUGUGA
Messenger RNA from Lachancea nothofagi CBS 11611, 708 nucleotides. The record is from the annotation of a GenBank genome assembly. NCBI's taxonomy places the organism in Eukaryota, Fungi, Ascomycota, Saccharomycetes, Saccharomycetales, Saccharomycetaceae.